AUGUGAGAGCUGUGUGGAACUGCUGUUUGUGAGAGGGGCUGGGAACUGCCAGGAGUGUGAUACCCCCCUGCGGAAGAGUAACUUCAGGGUACAGCUCUUUGAGGAUCCUGCUGUUGACAAGGAAGUGGAAAUUCGGAAGAAAGUGCUGAAAAUAUACAAUAAAAGAGAGGAUGACUUUCCCAGUCUAAGUGAAUAUAAUGAUUUCCUGGAAGAAAUAGAAGAAAUUGUAUUUAACUUGACAAACAAUGUGGAUUUGGAGAACACCAAAAGGAAAAUGGAGCUGUACCAGAAGGAUAACAAAGAAGUCAUUCAGAAAAAUAAGUUAAAACUGACACGGGAGCAGGAAGAGCUGGAGGAAGCUUUAGAAGUAGAGCGACAGGAAAACGAACAAAGGCGACUGCUCAUACAGAAAGAAGACCAACUACAACAAAUGAUGAAAAGGAAGAAUAAGCAGGCACUCCUGGAUGAUCUGGAGAGCUCCAGUCUUCCUGCUUCGCUGCUUUUAGCUCAGCAUAAGGACAGAUCUACACAGCUAGAAAUGCAACUGGAAAAACCCAAACCUGUCAAACCAGUCACGUUUUCCACUGGCAUCAAAAUGGGUCAGCAUAUUUCAUUAGCUCCCAUUCAAAAACUAGAUGAAGCUUUGUAUGAGUAUCAGCCUCUGCAAGUGGAGACAUAUGGACCACAAGUUCCAGAGCUGGAAAUGCUGGGAAGGCUGGGAGCCAGAUUCAGCCUUCACCACCUGUUUGGAUGGAGCACAGCUGUGAGGGACCUCCAGUGCGAGGGGAGCUCUGAGGCCCCCUCAGCCCUAAGCCUCUCACAAAUGAAAACACUUGGGGUGGGGAAAAAGAUGAUUUGUGUAGGGAGGAUGCCCAGUCCCUUCGCCUGGUUCCCUGUAAG
Messenger RNA from Antrostomus carolinensis (chuck-will's-widow), 900 nucleotides. Its product is annotated as MNAT1 component of CDK activating kinase. The record is from RefSeq and is a predicted model, not a curated record. Lineage: Eukaryota; Metazoa; Chordata; Aves; Caprimulgiformes; Caprimulgidae. Gene Ontology annotation, molecular function: cyclin-dependent protein serine/threonine kinase activator activity. Gene Ontology annotation, biological process: nucleotide-excision repair; positive regulation of cyclin-dependent protein serine/threonine kinase activity; regulation of transcription by RNA polymerase II. Gene Ontology annotation, cellular component: transcription factor TFIIH holo complex.